Haliotis rufescens (red abalone) is the source of this 747-nucleotide messenger RNA. RefSeq names its product extensin-like. Bases 1 to 747 code for a protein of 248 amino acids. NCBI's taxonomy places the organism in Eukaryota, Metazoa, Mollusca, Gastropoda, Lepetellida, Haliotidae. The record is from RefSeq and is a predicted model, not a curated record. The transcript has 2 exons.
AUGGGGACGGAGCACGUCACACCACCCAGUAGUCAGGCUGUCUGUGAUGCGGCCAGGAAGACAACUGGGAGUGGCAUCUUGUUGAAAAUGGCCCAAAACAAUCACAAGCCAACACAGGCCCCACACAAUCACAAGCCAACACAGGCCCCACACAACCACAAGCCAACACAGGCCCCACACAAUCACAAGCCAACACAGGCCCCACACAACCACAGACCAACACAGGCCCCACACAACCACAAGCCAACACAGGCCCCACAACCACAGACCAACACAGGCCCCACACAACCACAAGCCAACACAGGCCCCACACAACCACAGACCAACACGGGCCCAAAACAAUCACAAGCCAACACAGGCCCCACACAACCACAGACCAACACAGGCCCAAAACAAUCACAAGCCAACACAGGCCCCACACAAUCACAGACCAACACAGGCCCCACACAACCACAAGCCAACACAGGCCCCACACAACCACAGACCAACACAGGCCCCACACAACCACAAGCCAACACAGGCCCCACACAAUCACAAGCCAACACAGGCCCCACACAACCACAAGCCAACACAGGCCCCACACAACCACAGACCAACACGGGCCCCACACAAUCACAGAUCAACACAGGCCCCACACAAUCACAAGCCAACACAGGCCUAACACAAUCACAAGCCAACACAGGCCUAACACAAUCACAGACCAACACAGGCCACAGACAAUCACAGAUCAACACGGGCCCCACAUAA